Capsella rubella is the source of this 1385-nucleotide messenger RNA. RefSeq names its product ankyrin repeat-containing protein BDA1. Lineage: Eukaryota; Viridiplantae; Streptophyta; Magnoliopsida; Brassicales; Brassicaceae. Gene Ontology annotation, molecular function: protein binding. The record is from RefSeq and is a predicted model, not a curated record. Bases 1 to 1338 code for a protein of 445 amino acids. The transcript has 2 exons.
AUGGAUCCAAGAUUGAUCAUAGCCACUCAAAUCAGAAGCAUAGAUGAAUUAUAUACUCAUAUCCAUGAGAAUCCAUACAUUCUUGAAAUCAUUGAUACAAUACCUUUCAUCAACACUCCUCUUCAUGUAGCUUCUGCUUCUGGCAACCUUGCUUUUGCCAUGGAGCUGAUGAAUCUUAAGCCGUCUUUUGCUAGGAAACUUAACACAUAUGGUUUAAGUCCAUUGCAUCUUGCUAUAGAGGAAGGUCAAACACAGUUGGUUCUAAGUUUAGUCAAGGUUGAUCCUGACCUUAUUCGCCUUCGAGGAAGAGAAGGUACGACACCGUUUCAUCAAGUAGUCAGAAGAGGUGAGACUGAUCUUAUGACAGAGUUCCUUUUAGCUUGUCCUAGUUGCAUUAGAGAUGCAAACGUGUAUGGUGAAACCGCUCUACACAUCGCGGUUUCGAAUGAUAGGUACGAAGAGCUUGAAGUACUCUUGGGAUGGGUCCAAAGACUGCGUCAAACUGAUGCUGAGUCGCUUGAGAUGCAAUUCUUGAACAAACGUGAUCAUGACGGUAACACAGCUCUACACAUAGCAGCAUAUCAGAACAGAUUCAAAGCAGUAAAGCUCUUGGUAAAAUGUUCUGUAGUUAACAGAAACAUCCAUAACCAGAUUGGUUUAACCGUCCUAGAUAUCUUACAUAACCAGAGAGAUCAUCACAUGAACAGUAACAUCGAAAACAUAAUCCGAAAAUGGGGAGGUAAGAGUGGAGACUCUUUACCGAAAUCCAAGAAAGUGUCGGAAAUCUUGAGGUCUUCAAUUGGUUUCACUGAGCAUUUGUUCACGCAGACAGCGCGGUAUAGGAACCAGACUUCGGAUGGAACACGCAGCGCGCUUUUAGUGAUAGCCGCUUUGAUAAUCACAGCUACUUAUCAAACAGCUUUGCAGCCACCAGGAGGUGUAUACCAAGAAAAUGCAGCAGAAGAAAGUAAAAAGACUGUUGGUACUGUUGUGAUGAAUCAUAAAUAUUUCUAUGUUCUUCGGGGUGUGAAUAGUAUGGCUUUCGUUGGAGCGAUCUUUAUGGCGUUUUGUUUGUUACCAGCUGGUGAAGGCUAUGUAUGGUGGUUUCUCUGGAUAGCAGUGCCAUUGUAUGUUUCUUACUUGGUUUCUAUGUCAGUUAUAUCUCCAGAUACAAUGUGGUACUUCUCGGUUAGUGUGGGUUCGGUAAUAAUCGUUGUUUUCGCUUACAUGGUUGUGUUUUUCUUGCGGUGGAAGUGGUCUAAGAAGAAAGUACCUGGAACCAAAAGCGAGCUGAUUCUUGAAGGCUUAACCACUCUAGAUUUAGCAAAAGGAUCAUAGGUGAUAGUUAGAUUGUGUAGCUUUGAUUCUACAGAAUAUGAAUCAUA